AUGGAAGAAGGUAGCAAUAUAACAGCACUCGUCUCGAACAUUGGGGAACAGGAAGCUGUAGUGAUUUCUGAAGCUGUCCUAAGCCCACCCUUGGAAAGUGGCGAAGACCAAAGAAAAUGUAGCCCCGAUCCACUAAUCCAGGUUAUCCAAAAGCUAAGCAAAAUCGUCGAGAAUGAGAAGUCUCAGAAAUGCCUUCUAAUAGGGAAGAAACGUUUGCAUCCGGAAGCGUCUGUGGUCUCAGUCGACUCACAACACCUCCCAGAGAUCCCAGCUAAAGCAAUUGAAUUGCCUGCCCUGGGCACAAUAAAUAUUGAAGACUAUUACACGACAGACUGUGCUCCACAGAAUAAGAGGAAGGUGGUUUGCUACCAGUGUAGUCUUUGCAAGGCUCUGUCUCCCUCCCUCCAUCUUUUAAAAGAACACCUAAAACAACACGGUCAGCAGAAUGAAGUAAUACUCAUGUGUUCAGUAUGUAAUUUUGCCACUAUAAGCAUAGAAGAAUUUGAAACGCAUGUUAGAUGUCACCCAGAUAAUGACGACAAAAACCACACUGCAUCAAAAGAGCAACAGUGCACGAGUCUCUCCAGUACCACUCUGCAUAGGCCAGUGGAAAGUUUUGUCAAAGCAGGGUCUGAUUCUAUGGCGCAGCUUCAGUCUACCCAUCUGACGGAGAAGGGGAGGCAAAAAUGGUACACUUAUGAGCAAUACGGCAUGUACCGAUGCUUAAUUUGUAGCUACACUUGUGGUCAGCAAAGAAUGUUGAAAACACACGCCUGGAAGCAUGCUGGUGAAGUUGAUUGCUCGUAUCCCAUAUUUGAGGAAGAAAAUGAGCAACCAACGUUACCAGAUUCUACUGUAUCGGGUGUUCCUCAUAAUGUCGAUACUGUUGUCUUGGCACUAGAAAAUAACGAACUCGGUCUCUGUAGUGACCAGGCUGUUCAACUCCAUCUUUGUAGCCCAGAGAAGACAACAUACAAAUCAUCACCUGUGGAAGAAACUGUAAAACAGGAAGCAGUUCUGAGUCAGUCAGCUCCGCUGUCGCCCCCAGGAAAACUGUUAGAGGAGAUGAUGUCAGACACAGAUCUGGAACAGGAUAAUUUGAUAACUGAUAGCUUGUUGUCAUCGGCUCAAAAAAUCAUUAACUGUAGCCCAAAUAAGAAAGGUCACGUUAACGUCAUAGUGGAACGUUUGCCGAGUGCCGAAGAACCUGUCUUGCAGAAGCCUUACUUGAUGGGUACCGACAUUGAGGCGGAGAAGAAAAUUAUCAGUGAGCAAAGUCGUGUUGUGCAUGACGGGUCGGGGGAAGUUUAUCAUGUGGACAAAAAUUCUGUUGAUCUUGAAGAAGUGAUCAUAGGAUGGAGUAGCACGGAGAAGAAAGAUGGUGACUUAAGCCCCGGAAGAGCCAGAGCGGUGGAUGAAAAUGCCCCUCCCACCCGAAGAAGAACCAAUUCUGAAUCAUUGAGACUGCAUUCCCUAGCUGCGGAAGCUCUGGUUACGAUGCCUAUCAGAGCUGCGGAGCUAACCCGAUCGAGCCUCAGGGCCUUUGCCGAAGUUAACUCUUUAGGCUCAGACACUGGCCAACGACAGACUGACAGUGGUUCAUCCCAUUCUAAACUGGUAACUUCCCUUAAAACAGAAGAGUUGCCAAGCCUAAACCAAGCCGACUGCACUUUCGUGGAAAUACAGAAGGAUAAACAGGAGUUAGCGGAAGGUCCCAUUAAAAUGGGCAUUAGCAUGUCACUGCUCACUGUGAUUGAGAAAUUGAAAGAGAGGACAGACCAGAAUGCCUCAGAUGAUGACAUUUUGAAGGAGCUGCAAGACAAUGUACAAUGCCAACCUGCAGCUGAUGCCAGCAUACUGGGAAGCAACUUGGUAGAAUAUAUCCCCAAUGUGGAUCGUCCCUUCCGUUGUCGUUUGUGUCACUACAGUAGCGGCAACAAGGGUUAUAUCAAGCAACAUUUACGGGUGCACCGCCAGAGGCAGCCCUACCAGUGUCCGAUUUGCGAGCAUAUUGCAGACAACAGUAAGGACUUGGAAAGCCAUAUGAUCAACCACUGCAAAACCCGAAUGUACCAGUGCAAACAGUGCGAGGAAUCCUUUCAUUACAAGAGCCAGCUGCGAAGUCACGAGAGGGAGCAGCACAGCCUUCCAGAUAUAUACACGACAUCGUCGUCUAACAAGCUAAUAACUUGUAGUGAAAUGGAUGAAAGUGUUGGGGAUAGGAUUUCAGUCCAAAAGCUUUACAGAUGCGACACUUGCGAUUACACCAGCACAACAUACGUUGGGGUGCGGAAUCAUAGACGGAUUCACAAUUCUGACAAACCGUAUAGAUGUCGAGUGUGCGACUUCGCCACGACAAAUAUGAAUAGUUUGAAAUGCCAUAUGAGGCGGCACCCCCAGGAGCACCAGGCAGUGCAGCUAAUGGAACAGUUCAAAUGUUCCCUUUGUGGAUAUGUGUGUAGCCAUCCUCCUUCUCUGAAGUCUCAUAUGUGGAAACAUGCAAGUGACCAAAAUUAUAACUAUGAACAAGUGAACAAAGCUAUUAACGAUGCAAUCUCACAAAGUGGCCGGUCUCCAAAUCAGCUACCUGGGAAGACAAUAGCUGAAGGCCCUGAAGAUAGUUUAGUUCCUUUGAUGAGCCACUCGAAGGUUUCAUCCCCAUCGGACUCCUCCAGCCAGACCACAAAUAAAACCACAAGUUCCGACAACAAUCAGAGCCUCGAGUCCUCAGCGAAUACCUCGUGCGACUCGGAAAAAAAUGCUCCUCUCCCCCAUACCGGCACGGAAUACUGCGUCCUGCUCUUCUGCUGUUGUAUUUGUGGGUUUGAAUCCACCAACAAAGAGAACUUGCUCGAACACAUGAAGGAACACGAGGGUGAAAUUAUAAAUAUAAUCCUGAGCAAGGACCAUGGCGCAACGCAGAGCGUGAGCUAAACAAAGCUCACCUUUUUCAAAUGCUGCUUCAGGUGCUGCUUCUUCCUAGGUUCAGUAACAUUACCUGAAUUCCUUAUAAAAAGAGAGGAAUCGUGAGGACUAUAGCGAUAUUCCCAACUUUUGACAUUCUGUCAACGAGAAAGCAGAUUACAUCAUAACUUCUUGAAGUAACUGAAUGUUUCAUACUCUAUGUUGGGGGGAAAUCGUUAAUUUACACUACUGCCCCAUGCCAGCAGAGCCAUUUUCAAUGCCUGUUACUAAUCCAAAGUCUGUUCAUGUAAUAAGAAAUUCGUAUUAAGCUAUUAUGGGGUUUACUUUCUUGCCUCGAAAUUACCAGAAGAGCGUCAUGCUCAUUUCAGGUAAAUAACAUUUUUCCCCUUUGACAUGACUGAAAGUAAAAUGAUAAAGUAGCUGUAACUCCCAGAGAAGAGAGAAAGAUGGAAUUAAGGCUUUGGCCAUACAAUUCCUAGUUUGGUUGCUUCCUUCUCAGAAAAGAUACUCACCUCUGCUUGUAUCUUCUGGUGGAAGCAGCAUGAAAUACGUUGGCAAUUUGCAAAGUGUCUGGCCCAAUCUCUCACCCACCAUGGGAUGCUACAAUAAAAAAUGCUAGGAGUGUAUUUCUAAAUGUUUCUUGUUGGGACCCCUAAAGGUUCAUCAACACCUUGAAUCUUACGUAGUGAUACCUAAGCAGGAUGUCACUAGUGGUUUUUCAUUUCAGUGUGCUGAAAUGCUGUAAUUUGGAGCAUAGGCAGCAGUAGAAACAGGUGGUCAUAGGCAGACCUUGAACCCAACUUUGAAACCACUUACCUCAUUUUGACGAAAUAACCAUGCGGCAGAGCAGAAGCUAUUGACAUAGGUCCACUGGAAACCAAUGAAAACUCAAUGAGGCUACCAUAAGCAAGCAGUUCUUGUUGGUCAGUGGAAAGAAGCAUGUACUUGCCUCUCUAGGAGGUAUUUCACACCUUGAGCAAUGUAGUAGGUCUAUUACUUUGACCAAAACCCUGCACGCAGUUCAACUGCUUGAUGUCUGGAAGAGCAGCAGUCAGCACUCAAGAUGGCAGCCUCUGACAUUUCUGAACCGCAUGUUGGUGGAAUCAGUCACAGUUCCUCCCAUGACGUUGCCGUUCCGUUUAUUUCUAGCCAAUUUGUUGAAUGCAAAUCUGAAUUGUUUCCCAAGAGCUGCUGAACAUAUUUCUUGUGUAUUUAUUACCUAUUUAUACAUUGCUGUUAGCAGAAUUAAGUAAAAAGCUUACAGGUUUCAUGGUGCUACUCCGUCCCCCCAACCUGUGAAAUUGGGCAAAUUUUGUAUGCAAUUUUCAAAGAACCUUUAAAAGCCAAAUCAAGUGCAGAAAUUUUUCGUUUUGUUGACCUACAAAACUAGAUCCUCCUUUUCUUGAGCUAUUUCUUCCAUUAUUGGUUCCUAAAUAAUGUGUGCCAGAAUGUUGAAAGGAUGGUCUUAUAAUCCAGUUUACAGGAACAUUUCAGAUAUAUGAAAGAUGGGGUUUAGAUUUUGAAUGCUCUUGUGCUGUUCCUGCAGAACAGGACAAUUUGGGAAGGUUUAAUAUUCAAGGUACUUGAUAUUUUUAAAUGUGCUCUUAAAGUUGAUUCAGAAUGAACUUCACUCAUAAAACUUUGAUGAAAUAUGUUUGCCUCCCACUCUUAUCUUCAGUUCUUAAGCUCAGUAUUGUGAGCUCAGCAUGAAGUUUAAGUAUAACUGGAAGCAGAAAAUAGUUAGGCAAACUAUAUAAUAUCUCGGAUUGUAAAAGGUGUAUUAACAUUUCACUUCCCUUCUUUGUAGGAUCUGUUUGCAGCAAUUUGGUUAAAGCACGAUAAACUUCCAAAACACUCAUCAUUUCAAAAGCGAUGAUAGAUUGCCGUGAUCCUUUAUUAUUUUUUUUCCAUAAUGGGUCAUGCCUCUUUAUUACACUACAGGAAGACAGCGAAGAGAUGAAUUAGUGAUAAUCCUUAUUGAAGCUACUGAAUUUUUUGUGUACACAUGUGAAGUUUUCUUUUUUAGAAUACAACAUGCAAGGAGCAGUCAAAAUCAGCUAGGAGGGAUAGACAAAGGUGUGUGUAUUCAGCAUGGUUUUUUUUUCUUACCACUUGUACCUGUAAUUUUUAGUUCAACUCUUACAGCUAAAUAGUAAAGUGGAGUACUUCUUUGUUGUUGAAAUAACAGACUGGCUGUAGCCUUGAGACUAGAAAUCUGGCGUUCAUUUGCACAGGAAAUAAGCAUACUGACAGCUUCUGUGUUUUAAGGGUCCGUGGGCGCUGUCUGUUGACUCUGAUUUCCAUAGAUGUCAUGUGAAGAUUCUAGGCUGAAACCAGUUUACUGAUCAUGUAACCCGCCUUGGAAAGUGUUGUGGCAUAGUCUGUUUGGAUGCCAGGGCUGUGUGUGUUAUUUUGUAAGAGCACUUUUCAAACAUACACACGUCCUGUCCUCCUGUCGCAAGAUCUGAAAUGACAGGAUUUUAGGAUGUCAAUGCUCAGACAUGUAAUGCUAAGAACCAUGUUUGCUCCCCCACCCCCCGCUUGAGGUAGGUGACGUUUUAGUGCUUUGGAUUUUAAUUUCAGCUUCUGCUCUAGUUAUUGGGACUCUAUUAUAGUCACUGGGUUGUCUCCAGAUUAAAAUUUACUUCUAUCAACACAGUGGGAUAUUUCUGCCUCCUGCCACCGCAGCCCACUGAGUUCCCUGAAAUGCUAUGUCAGCGGGACAGGGGACCAUAUUAAGGGGCUUAACGGGCUGCAGCUAGGAGGCAGGGAGGACAAAAUAUUCUGUGGACAGAAAUGCCUUCUGUUGACAGACACCAAACUUUGGAUACAGCCCAAAGUUUCCACGCAGCUUCUGGCUGCGUGCACAGGUUCAGGAGACAGUCCUGUUGAUACCAGUAUCUUUAUUGCCAAACAGGCCAUGUUUUCUUCUGGUGCGGUGUUCAGCUGUAGUCAAGUAGAGGGAGCUAUUUUAAUGGAUCAACAUGGCACUUUGGGGCCAGUUCAGAUAAACUUCGUCUGAUACAGACUAAGGGGACAUGAGAUUGAGCAGUGGAAUUAUACCGGCUGCUGCACUUACUGGGCCACUUCUCCUAUUUUAGGACAAGCUAAGUAGUGCAUACGCUGGGCCCAGCUACAUAAAGUGUGAUCACUGCAGGCGCAAACUGUGUAGUUGUUAACUUCUGUGGUCUGCACCUUUGCGUGUACAGCAUUUGUGGAUAUCCCGUUCAGUCCGGAGUGGGAGAGUUACUCAAGAUGGUCCCACUGUCUCCUGGCCUCUCUCAUAGGCUACACCACAGUUUGUCUGAACCCAGCCCUUAAGUUAUAACACAACUUGGAAACAUUGAACUAUAAGUGUGGCUAUAAUUAAGUGCGGCUUCAGCCGCUUCACUAAUAAAGCAUGACUAUUGCAGCUCUCUCCAUAUCGUUAGCUUGAAAGACAGAGUGGGAUUCAGGCAGUUACUGCAUUUUUUUAAAAAGCACUUAUUUAAUCAUUAAAUAAAUUAAUAAAUGUACACGUUGGUGCUCAAAAGUAAUGUUAAAAUAUAUUUAAUAGAAACUGGCAUUUGAUAUUCAUGGGCAUGGGUAUAUUUUUUUAAGGAAAGAAAUUGUAAUACCAUGGCAUUGCUUUUUUUAUAGCCAAAGUAUAAAACUUUUUAGGGGGGGGGGGGGAACUGACAUGUAAAAGACUGCAGAUACGUCUCUUGCUGUAUCGUAUUGAUAGGAUGGCUUUAUUUUAUUAAAAAAUCUCUUUCCCGCACAUUAAGUUGCAUGCCUUAAGUUCUUCUCUAGGAUUGUCUGUUUGAAGCUACCCAGCAAACUUUGUAGUACUACUUUUGACUACCUUUGGAAAUACUGUACAUUGUUAAAAAUAAUUUAUUUUGCUUUACAGAAGUUUUUUGUCAUGUAUUGACUAACUGUAUUUUGGUAAUAAAC
This is a messenger RNA of Eublepharis macularius, 6861 nucleotides long. It is a transcript of the gene ZNF507, whose product is annotated as zinc finger protein 507. Gene Ontology annotation, cellular component: nucleus. Lineage: Eukaryota; Metazoa; Chordata; Lepidosauria; Squamata; Eublepharidae. The transcript is spliced from 6 exons. The record is from RefSeq and is a predicted model, not a curated record. Gene Ontology annotation, biological process: regulation of gene expression. The coding region runs from base 1 to 2934 and encodes 977 amino acids.